Molecule: messenger RNA, 312 nt
Organism: Emiliania huxleyi CCMP1516
Lineage: Eukaryota; Haptophyta; Isochrysidales; Noelaerhabdaceae
Exons: 3
Coding region: 1-312 (103 amino acids)
Source: RefSeq, a predicted model, not a curated record
AUGAGGGUGAGGGAGUAUGAGGUCCUUGCGGUCGUCGAGACGGACAAGGUGAGCGUCGACAUAAAGGCUCCAGCAGACGGAGUCGUCCUGCAGGUGUAUGUGGCGGAGGGCGAGGUGGUGAUGGAGCGACAGCCCGUCUUUCGGCUGAGAGAAGAGGCGGAGCCUGGCGCGGACGAGCAGGCCGCCGGGCGGGAGUGGGCACGGCGGUACGCAAAGAGGCGGGAGGACGAGCCCGGCGCGCGUGACGCCUUCAUCAGUGCAUUGGGUGCCUUUCGGGCGCUCUCCGAUAGCGGCGCGCGGCGGCGGCACUGA